Molecule: messenger RNA, 1497 nt
Organism: Phlebotomus argentipes
Lineage: Eukaryota; Metazoa; Arthropoda; Insecta; Diptera; Psychodidae
Product: probable cytochrome P450 6a23
Exons: 2
Coding region: 1-1497 (498 amino acids)
Molecular function (GO): oxidoreductase activity, acting on paired donors, with incorporation or reduction of molecular oxygen; iron ion binding; heme binding
Source: RefSeq, a predicted model, not a curated record
AUGGCUUGUCUAGACGUUAUCUUUGCCAUAAUGGGCAUUUUCGCUGCUUUCUACUUCUACGUGAAGCACAAACAAUCUUACUGGGAGCGUGUGGGAGUGCCUUUUGCGAAGCCCCAAUUCUUCUUCGGAUCCGCCGGCGGAGGCUUCACCGAUCGACUGUCUUUCAAAGAACGAUUCCAUAAAAUCUACAAAACUAUCAAGAGCAAAGGCAAAUUCGGCGGAUUUUAUAUGUUCACGUCUCCCGCUGUCAUGUUCACCGAUGCUGAGCUUGUGAAAGCUGUUCUCGUCAAAGACUUUCAACACUUUGAAGAUCGUGGAUUCUAUCACAAUGAGAAAGUUGAUCCUCUAUCUGCACACUUGGUUUCCUUAGCUGGAAAUAAGUGGAAGAACUUAAGGGCUAAAAUCUCCCCAACAUUCACCAGUGGCCGAAUGAAGAUGAUGUUCCCGAUCAUUUGCGAAAUAUCCAAGGAGUUCGAGAAGACAUUCCAGACGGAAGCCGCCAAAGACAGCACAGUCGAGAUAAAAGAUCUUCUGGCCAGAUUCACGACUGACGUCAUUGGGAAUUGCGCAUUUGGUCUGGAGUGCAACAGUUUGAAGGAUCCGGACACUGAAUUCCGCGAAUAUGGUUCAUUGGUUUUCAAAAGAACACCAUUAGAAGGACUAAAGCAGACUUUCUUGUUGACAUUCCCUAAAAUUGGCGAAUUCUUCAACAUGAAGUUUAUGAAUCCCAAAGUCACAUCCUUUUACAUGGGAGUCGUUCAGAAAACAGUGGAACAUCGUGAGAAAAACAAUGUGCAACGGAAUGAUUUUAUGAACCUCAUGAUUGGCCUAAAGAACAGUCAAAAUGAGAGCGAAAGGAUAACACAGAAUGAAUUGGCAGCUCAAUCAUUCAUAUUUUUCAUUGCUGGAUUCGAAACAUCAUCGACUGUAACGAUGUACUGUCUUUACGAAUUGGCUCUGAAUCCAGACAUUCAGGAGAAAACGCGAGAACACAUCAAUCAAGUUCUGCAAAAGCACAAUAACGAAUUCACUUACGAGGCGAUGAUGGACAUGACGUACUUGGAACAAGUCGUGAACGAAACAAUGAGGAAGUAUCCCGUGGUGACUAACUUGCUAAGAAUUUGCACAAAGGACUAUCAAAUUCCAGACAGUGAUGUCGUUAUUCAGAAAGGAACUAGAACAUUUGUCUUCACCUAUGGUCUCCAUCAUGACCCUGACUACUAUCCAAACCCGGAUAAGUUCGAUCCUGAGAGAUUUACCAAGGAAGCCAUAGCGUCGCGUCACCCAUAUUCUUACAUACCUUUUGGCGAGGGUCCCAGAAUCUGUUUGGGAAUGCGCUUUGGCAUGAUGCAAGUUCGUAUUGGACUUGUGGCUCUUCUGCAAUCUCUUAAAUUCUCUCCUUGUGCCAAAACUGACAUCCCGCCCAAAGGUUUCCCAGCCACAAUUCCUAUGCUGACCCUCGAACAUGGAAUGCAUCUGACAGUGGAGAAAAUAUAG